CUCGCGUUCACGCGCUUCCGCUCAUUUCCAAGCCAGGUGCUUGUGACGACGAAACCUCACAGAGAGAGAGAAAAGUGCGCUGAGACAACCAAGACUCCGCAGAAGAAGAAAUAAUAAUAAUAUUAAUAAUAAUCAUUAUUAUCGUAAUCAGGCUGGACUCCUGCGGAACCUUACUUUCACCUUUGUGGAUUUUUAACGACUUUUUUUUCCUCCUUUCUUUUCUCUCUCUUUUUUUCCUCCGUUCCUGCAGCAGGUCGGACAGAGUUGGACUUCAGAGAACAGCUGCCGUGGUUUUAGUUUGUGCAACUCGAGGAAGAACCGAGCCGGGUCCUGGAUUUUCCACUGUUAUUAUUAUUUUUUUCUUUUUCCCUCCCGGAUCAUCCCCCCAGACGUGGCAUGACCGGCAUCUGGCUUUUAGACAGGUGAACAGCUUCCUCUUCCCAUCACAACUUUUCCUUGUCACUGGCGCUGUGGAGGAGGGAGAAUAAGAUUAAUAAUAAUAAAAGAAAAACAAGGUGAAACAUGUCGAAGCCCGCUGAUCACAUCAAAAGACCCAUGAACGCCUUCAUGGUCUGGUCCCGGGGCCAGAGGAGGAAAAUGGCGCAGGAGAACCCGAAAAUGCACAACUCGGAGAUCAGCAAGCGGCUGGGCGCCGAGUGGAAGCUGCUGUCCGAGUCCGAGAAGAGACCCUACAUCGACGAGGCCAAGCGGCUGCGGGCGCAGCACAUGAAGGAGCACCCCGACUACAAGUACAGACCCCGGCGCAAGCCCAAGAACCUGCUGAAGAAGGACCGCUACGUCUUCCCGCUGCCUUACCUCGGGGACACCGAGCACCUGAAGGGACUGCCCGUGUCGGCCGCCGACUCCCUGCUGGGCUCGCCGGACAAAGCCCGGGCGUUCCUGCCGCCCUCCUCCGCGCCCUACUCGUUCCUCGACCCGAGCCAGUUCAGCUCCGGCGCCAUCCAGAAGAUGACGGAGAUGCCGCACGCGCUGAGCACGAGCACGUUGCCCUACGCGUCGUCGCUGGGAUACCAGAACGGCGCGUUCGGCACCCUCGGGUGCCCCAGCCAGCACACCCACACCCACCCGUCGCCCACGAACCCGGGCUACGUGGUGCCGUGCAACUGCACGGCCUGGUCGGCGUCCAGUUUACAGCCCCCGGUGGCCUACAUACUGUUUCCAGGUAUGACCAAGACUGGGAUAGACCCUUACUCAUCCGCACACGCCACUGCCAUGUAACCCCCCGCCCCCCACCACCACCAACACCCCCCACUCUUUUUAACUCACUUGAAUACACAGAAAUGCAUGUAAAUACACGGACAGCAGCGCGCGCCCCGUUAAAAAAAGAGAGAGGCAUGAACAGUGUUAAACUGCCCCUGGACUUACAGGACAAAAAACAAACUUUUCCAUAAAAAAUAAAUAAAAAAACAACAAAAAAAAAUCAAGAAGUUCCUGCCUGAGCAAAGGAGCUGGAGUUAAAGAGAACUGUAAGAAAUGUAAAUGUUAUAUGGCAACCAGAAAAAAAGGAGGCCUUUAACUUUAUUUAUUAUGUACAUUUCGAUGCUGAUUUGUGUUUAUUAUUAAUAAGCUGCUCUUUUUAUUUUACACAACAACCGGCACAACUAGCGCGUUCACGUUUCCUGUAUUGUCCUCAAACAUAUUGAGCGUUUUUUCUUUAUAAAUUAUAGGUUAAAAAUCUGGACUUUAUAAAGCUGCUUUAUAAACAGGUUUUAUUGUUUAUCAAAUUGAACAAAAAAAAAAGAAGCAUAAUAAAAAAAAUUUAAGGAAACACAAGAACAAAAAGAAAAUGUUUCAUUUGGACUUUUUUCCCGCCCUGUUCACUGCGUCAUUUCACUUUUUUAUUUAUUUUAUUUUUUGUCUAUUUAAUUUUCUUUAAAAGGAUAAAACUUUGACUUGAACCCAA
Messenger RNA from Austrofundulus limnaeus, 1924 nucleotides. RefSeq names its product SRY-box transcription factor 14 (gene sox14). The record is from RefSeq and is a predicted model, not a curated record. Gene Ontology annotation, biological process: positive regulation of transcription by RNA polymerase II; negative regulation of transcription by RNA polymerase II; neuron differentiation. The coding region runs from base 523 to 1239 and encodes 238 amino acids. The transcript has a single exon. Gene Ontology annotation, cellular component: nucleus. Gene Ontology annotation, molecular function: DNA-binding transcription activator activity, RNA polymerase II-specific; RNA polymerase II cis-regulatory region sequence-specific DNA binding. Lineage: Eukaryota; Metazoa; Chordata; Actinopteri; Cyprinodontiformes; Rivulidae.